AUGGAAUUGUCUGUACUUGGAUUAUUAUCGCAUGACGAUUGGAUUUAUACAGCCAUAUUGGUUAGCUCUUUCGCUAUUUCAUGGAUUCUACGAUUACAACAAAAUGCAUUCCUUCUGGUUCAUCUUGGCGGUCCUAUAGGAUUUGCAAUGGCUCUCACAGUACUUGGAAAGAAGAUUCUGUACUCGAUACCGAUGGCGCUGUUUGUGGCUAUUUAUAUAAAAUGUGCUCCAAGGAAUUCUCUAACAGCUGUGGUUUUCGUUGCUUCUUUCGCGUACCUUAUGGUUAUUCGGUACCUGCACUAUUUUUUCGAUGUUGAUGAACUCGCCUCUCAAGCCAACGUUGUUCAGUUGAUAAUGACUCUGAGGGUAAUCGGGCUUUCAUUUGAAGUUUCCGAUCGUCAUUUCGCUCGAGGCACAUCAGAAACCACGAAGAAACGCAAGCGUUUACUUGAAAAGGAACCUAGUCUGCUGGAGAUACUAAAUUAUUUUUACCAUUUUGCUGGACUGUUCACCGGACCGUAUUAUACCUAUCAGAUGCUGCUAGAUUCUCAGGACCCCGUUCUAUUGAGGAAGUGGUCGCCAGUCUCAGAGAUACGUGAAAGAGCUAUACGAUUAUGCUGGAGCGUACCACUUUUCAUCAUUUUCAAUAAGAUUUACCCUCUUGAUGGUCUCCGCUCGGAUAGUGUUUGGGAAUUAAGCUUCCUCCAACGUCUUUUGUACGCUGCUGCAGUAUUCGUUGUUUUCCGGAUGAGAGUUUACAGUGCAUGGGCAGUCGCUGAAAGUAUUUGCGUAACGCUCGGCAUCGGUAUUUAUCCUUCAGAAGCCAAACCUCGUACCGUGGUUGGACCAACCGACCUGGAGAAGUACAGGGAACUUAAGGGACGCUCAGAUGUUCCAUACAAUUCCGAAGCAGUUGUCAAUUUAGAUAUACCCGAGAUCGAAUUGGGAGAAAGCUUCCGUGGUGGCAUACGUUCGUGGAACAAAUCCGUGCAAAGUUGGUUGGCUCUUUAUGUUCACUCCAGGGCAGAUCGCAUGUACAGAGUGGAAUUAACAAUGUUUGUGUCGGCUUUGUGGCAUGGUACCUACGCGGGAUAUUUUAUGUCAUUCCUGAUCGUUCCUAUGUGCGCAAGUGUGGAGGACAUAAUUUUCAGGCACAUUUCAGUUGAUCCAGUGACUAACAAACGACCGGCAUGGUUCCGAUACUUAUACCUUUUCACCUUCCGCUUUCGCGGCUUCGACAUGCUCGCAACAGGCUUUCUUCUGAAAAACUUCAGAGAUACGCACAGGUUCUGGAGCUCGUUAUAUUAUUGGCUACUGUUGGUAACUUUACCCAUAUAUGCGUUUGACAAGAUAUGCAGUUUCAAAAAGAAGUCUUCAAAGAAAGAACUUUGA
Molecule: messenger RNA, 1392 nt
Organism: Ostertagia ostertagi
Lineage: Eukaryota; Metazoa; Nematoda; Chromadorea; Rhabditida; Trichostrongylidae
Source: the annotation of a GenBank genome assembly